AUGGGAAGAGAAAACCAUGACCCUACUAUUGUUCACUCUUCCAUUGCACUUUUACAAGAGAGGUUUAGACAAUUGGAAAGAGUUAAAGAAAUGAGAGAAGAGAGAGAGCUAAAGAGAAUGCUCAAUGAACCAAAACAACAAACUUAUGAUCAAUCAACAAGGUUGUUUUCAUCCAACCAUGAAUUGAUCAUUCCAUCAAGGUCUUCACCACCUCAUGUUUCUCUUUCUCUUUGGCCAACAACAUCAUCACAGGUAAAACAACAAGAGGAGUAUUACACAAGUUUGAAGAGUCCCGUUUCAAUGAACUUAUGCACCACAAGUUAUACACAAAACAUGCAGGCUAAUUCAUGGAAGAAUGGUUAUGAUUGUGAGUCUGCCUCUGAUUCUGGUGUUGACACUUCUCUUCACCUGUAG
This is a messenger RNA of Lathyrus oleraceus (garden pea), 414 nucleotides long. RefSeq lists its product as uncharacterized. The transcript has a single exon. The coding region runs from base 1 to 414 and encodes 137 amino acids. The record is from RefSeq and is a predicted model, not a curated record. NCBI's taxonomy places the organism in Eukaryota, Viridiplantae, Streptophyta, Magnoliopsida, Fabales, Fabaceae.